AGGGGCCGGCCCUCAGGGCCGGCGGCGGCGGAAGGGGCGGGCGGGCGGCAGCGUGGUACCGCCAUGGGUCGCAAGAAGAAGAAGAAGGGUCCCGGCGGCCGUGAGGGCCGGCUGGUAGUGACUUUUGACGAGGAGAGGCGGAGGGAGUACUUGACCGGCUUCCACAAGCGGAAGGUGGAGCGGAGGAAGGCGGCGCUGGAGGAGAUCAAGCGAAAGCUGAAGGAGGAGCAGAGGAAGAUGAAGGAGGAGCGGCACCAGGAGUACCUGAAGAUGCUGAGCGAGAGGGAGGAGGCGCUGGAUGAGGCUGAUGAACUGGAGCACUUGGUGACAUCGCGGACAGAGUCUGUGAACAUCGACCACCCAAACCACAUUGUAACAGUGACCACCAUCAGCGACCUGGACCUCUCAGGGGCACGCCAGCUGGGACUGACCACCCCUGUGGGAAAAAGUGAUGGAUCAGAAGAAGAGAAAGGGGAAGAAGUGGUGAACAAGCCUGUAAGAACAAUGCCAAAGAAGUCCAGAAACCCCUUCCUGUCUGAAAAGAUCUCUUCUCUUACUGCCACGCUGCACAUGCAUAGCCAGAAAAAGAAAGGAAAGCGACCCCAACGUGGGCAAGGCCCACGCAAGAAAACACAGAAAUCCAGCACGGGGCGAACCACUAAGACUCAGCGACGGAGGCUGACAGGAAAGAUGGGCCGUGACCAAGAUUAACGGAGAAAACUAGUGCUUGGACCAGCAGCUGGGACAGCACUCCAUAUCUGGACUGCAGCUCUUUGGGACCUCUUCACUGUGGGCAAGGGCCUUGUUCACUUGGCUCUCUGACCAGCAGUGAGCCUGGUUCAGCCAUUCUCUCACCUCCUGAGCACUGGCCAGGAUCACUAGACGCUCUAUCCGUUUAUUUCUGCGGUGAUCUCCAACUAAGUGUCUAGGUGUCACGGACUCUCUUAAAAACCUCUGCUGGGGCUGGGAUUCUCUAUUCGAAGUAAUCCUUCUGUUCUUGGGCCUCCCCUUCCAGAGUUGAUACUUGGCUUUAUCAAAGGAGAGGAUCUGGGGCUGAGUGCGACAGGCAUGUCAUCAGGGCAACUUGUGCGACUAGGAAGAGCUCUGCUUCCACUUGUCCAUCAGUGCCCGGGCAUCUCUGCUGUGCAGUAAAUCCUUUUUCUGUGGAGACAUGGCGUCAUCUUGUUUCAUGUGUUUCUUCUCCAGUGCCACACCUGAAUGCGGGGGUACUUUUUGUCUGGUACCUGUUGUGGGUGAAAUUUGGUAACUUUGUGAAUAAAUCUUUAUGAAGUCAUUUUGCUAAGAAAAAAAAAAAAACCAACACAUUUGUGACUUAUUUGAAGCAUAACAGCAACUGUGCUAAUGCCAGUACCAGCUGGGAAGAGGGGAGAUGAUUCCUGUUGCUUAAAGGAUAUUGAAAUCUGCUGGUGCUUAGAAAAGGGAGUAGCUAGGAGCUAUUUCUGUGGUAACACAGAACCAGCCAGAGCAGGAAUGGCUCAUUCCAUUGUCUGCUGAAUGUGCCGAUGUUAAUUGUGAUAGCUCAGAGGAGUACAAAAUGCCCUAAUGCCCUUGCUUGCAUGUGUGUGGCCCUUUCUGGGAUGGGAGCGGCAGAGGCUGCCCUUUACCUCAGGGCUGCUGCAGUCAUCAGCAGUUAAUUGCCUUUCUUCUUGGGACCUCUGUAUAUGUUUCUUUAGCAUGGAUGCCUUCAGUGGAGUGGGAAGGUUUGCAUGGUUGAGGAGUGCUGGUGGCUAAACUGGCAGUGAAUCCUCUGAGGAGGAGAGAGAGCCUAAGGUGGCGUGCUGGGCUCUGUCCUCCAGGAUCUGUAGGAGAUGGUGGCUGUUCAGCCUCUGGCAGCCAGGCCCCCUCCCUUGCCACAUGUCUACUGGUGAAGAAAUGACAAAGGGAGAACAGGCCUGUGUGGCCAAAACCCACACCAGAAAAUUGGCAACCCAGCAAUGGGCAAGUAUGUAGAUUCCUCAUGCCAAAAAUGGGAGGGGGAAGAGUAAACCAGUGCCUGAGGCUUUGUGGAGGAACAUCAGAGCAAAGCUGAUGGCCACCAGCUGCUAAAGCUAAGGGCACCAGCCUGAUGCAUAUCUCACUGUUUCUUGGAGCGUGCGCAUGCAAACACACAGAAAUUCUUCAGAGCGUGUUGGGGAGGGAUGUUUGAUCUCAACACUGAGAGCAGCUACACAAUUUCUGCUAGAGCGUGUUCCUUUGGAGGGAGCUGUGUGACACAUGCUAGUGGUGCGGAGCGGGGGUCCUUUUGCACCUCCCUUUCUCCUCCAGAGAAGGUAAAUGGCAGGGAAGUGGAUACUGUUACCCCUGUACUACCAGUGCCUUGUGUGCUUGGACUAUGAGUCCCACCCUGAGCUGAGACCUGGCGCUCUCAAGCAUAAAAUCUUAGUAACACUGGCCACAUCAUGAAAGUGUGUCUGGUUUCCUCACUCCAAAAAAAGCCGUGGUGAUCUUCUCUUGCGCUGCCUCAAAGGCCACUCCAGAAAGCUCACGGGGUUUAAUGCAUGACCUUGCCCGUCUUCCUGUCUCAACUUGGGGUGGUGGGUGUUUCGGAGCUGCAGAAGCACAACUUGGUGGCAAGGCCAAAAGUCACAUCCAAAGCAUCCAAGUGGUGCCAUGUGCAGAGCACAAAUUGUUUUUUCUUCUGGUUUGGGAGUUCCAUGCUCUAGAGCUGUUCUGCGGUGGUUGGGUUUGAAGGGGAUGUAGGAGGGAAGGAGAGGGAAGUUCUGUUUAGAGUGGUGCACCACACCAAGGGGAUUGUGGCUCAAAGCUGGAGGACAGUGUGUGACACCUUUGGUCUGGGUGGCAGGUGACUUGCGCUUGCCCCAGCCCCAGGAGUUUGCUCUGGAGCUGGAAUGGCUGCUGUUAAGGAAAUGUACAGUUCAUGUGUUUGUGAAAUCUGCUCAAGUGUGGAGUGUGAGCUGUGGGUUGGGUUGCCUUCUCCAGCCUAUAGACAGCCUGGCAUGGUGGCUGGGACGGUGCUGGAUUACCUUUUUAUAAUCCUGCUGGGAUGUUAAGAGUGACCUCAUUAGCUCUUUAGUGUUUCAUAGAAUCAUGGAAUGGUUUGGGUUGGAAGGGACUUCAAAGAUCAUCAGUUCCAACCCUCCUGCCCUGGGCAGGGACACCUCCCACUGGACCAGGCUGCUCAAAGCCCCAUCCAGCCUGGCCUUGAACAAUUCCUGGGAAGGGGCAUCCACAGCUUCUCUGGGCAACCUGUUCCAGUGUCUCACCACUCUCACAGUAAAGAAUUUCUUCCUAAUAUCUAAUCUAAAUCUCUCCUCUUUCAGCUUAAAACCGUUGCCCCUCGUCCUGUCACUAGACUCCCUCAUGAAGAGUCCCUCCCCAUCUCUCCUGUAGGCCCUGUUUGUUAUUUUGCUGCCAGGUGAUUUAGAAUAAUCUCUUUUUUUAGUUUGUUUCCCUGGCCCUAAUAACUUCUGAGCCUUUCUCAAGUGUCAGCUGAAAUCUGCAACGGCCUCUGCUGUGCUCGGAAGACUUCCAGUUCCUGCUGGAAGUUGUGUUUUCACAUUAAAAACAAAAAAAUAAAAAAGCAUAUGGAAAAACUGAGAACAGAACUGUUAAACCCUAUAGGGUGUUAACCAUCAGGAUUGUUGGC
Molecule: messenger RNA, 3628 nt
Organism: Chroicocephalus ridibundus (black-headed gull)
Lineage: Eukaryota; Metazoa; Chordata; Aves; Charadriiformes; Laridae
Gene: NOL12
Product: nucleolar protein 12
Exons: 6
Coding region: 64-711 (215 amino acids)
Cellular component (GO): nucleolus
Molecular function (GO): rRNA binding
Source: RefSeq, a predicted model, not a curated record